This is a messenger RNA of Diaporthe amygdali, 702 nucleotides long. RefSeq lists its product as uncharacterized. The record is from RefSeq and is a predicted model, not a curated record. The coding region runs from base 1 to 702 and encodes 233 amino acids. The transcript has 3 exons. Lineage: Eukaryota; Fungi; Ascomycota; Sordariomycetes; Diaporthales; Diaporthaceae.
AUGGUCCGCGAACGCAAAGAGAAGAGGGCCAAGAACAUCAAGCUCAAGCAGCCUGAUCGGUCUGGCCCGACAGAGAAGACGCUGUUGGACAUCGCAGCCGAGAGGAAUCUCUUCAAGCAAGCCGCCGCCAAGGAGCGCAAGAACAAGGGCCAGCAAGGGGCACAGGACGGAGAGGACGACGACGAUAAUGACGAAGACGACGGCAUACCUGCGGCUGCCGAGCGCAUCCUGGAGACGCUGCUCUACACCGUGUCGCUGGCUAUGCUGCACUUGACCUUCGACGUCCUGGUGCAGCAGCAGUAUGCCAUUGAGAUGGACUGGUUCAAGAUUGUGCAGAGGGCGGUACAAGCUCUGAUGGUCUUCGCGGCCCUCGUCUACGCCCUCCAUCCUCAUGCCGCAGCCCCGACUGUCGUUCCCGGCCUACCCCAACGUUACCAGAAUCCUGCUCGACAGACGAUAUUUCUGGUAAUGGGAACAAUCGCCGGGUGCUACUUGAUCUACAUCACAAACAAGUACAGUUAUAUUGCUGUCCUCAAGCAGGCUCCACCCGUUGGGUGUCUCUGGGUGUGGUCCAUCAUCGAGUUGAACCUCGUCCUGGCAGUAGCCAGCCUGGCCGGAUCCGAUAAUGGUUCAGGUGGGAAAACACCCAUCCUGAGCUACGAGGUCCAGCCUGAAAAUCAAAAGAUUCAAAAGGACAGAUGA